AUAUCGAAAUAAUUAUUCUCAUUCUUCUUAUCACGUUCGACCUUGGCAAAUGCUCGUUCACAUGCAUGCCCGUAUGCAUUACGCAUCUUGCAAUGACUCGUGAAACGAGGCGUGUCUCGUUUUAAGCAAGUGCACGUAUGUAUGUAAGUACUUAGGUCGUUAGCCCGGAUACAUGUUGCGUGGAAUACAGUUGCGAAGAAUUUGAUACGUGAUGGGCAUAAUCUUUCGAUCAUUCCUUUCACCGAGAUUAUUAGCGUACAUUAUUCCGUAUCGAACUUUACAAAAUGUUCGAAUCCUCGUUUCGAUGGAUCAUUCUUGGAAUUGUUAUCGCGACAUGUUACGCGGAAAUUCGAUGUCCAACGGAACAAAAUUGCAACUGCUACCUAAGUCCAGAAGGAGUUUUUGAGAUACAAUGUCCAACGGAUAGUUAUUCGGCCUUCGUUGUGAAAGUCAAACUGUACGAACGUAUUGGGAUUGAAUGUGUAAAUUUUCCAAAAUGGAUUGACUUUCCAACAAAUGUGUUACCACCUGAAAAUGUAACUCUAUUGUAUUUUAAAAUGUGCGAAUUACCAAUAAAUCAGAGUUUAAAUGAGAUCUCGAAGAAACUCGGUGUUCAAAACAUAGAGAAACUGAUAUUUCAUUCAUAUGGCAAAUUAUCUGUUCUGAAUAGGAAGCAUCUACAAGGUUUUCCAAACUUAGAAUAUCUGAGCCUGACGUGUAAUAACUUGACCAAUUUUAGCAAUGAUAUUUUCGCGGAUAUACCACGAUUGAAGAAUCUCAAUUUACGCCAAAACAAUAUUUAUUCAUUAUCUGAAAUUUUCAAUUACAUACCCAAUUUAGAAAUACUUGAACUUGGUGAUAAUAAGCUGAAGGAAAUAGACGUGAACACAUUCAAACCAUUAAAAGCACUAAAAAUGUUAAAUAUGUGGGGGAAUAAGUUUACAGAGUUUAAAUCGAAUAUAUUCGACAAUCUUAUAUCAUUGAAUUCCUUGGACGUGAGCAGCAAUCAUUUAAAUACUUUGCCUAAUGAUAUUUUCGCGAAAUUGAUAAAUUUGGAAUUAUUACAUUUGGCCUGGAACAACUUUUCCUCGCUACCAAAAGGUCUACUGCAGCACAAUGUUAAAUUAAACAAAGUAAAAUUAUCUAAUAAUAGAAUAAACAUGAAGUCAUUACCGAAUGGAUUCUUUGCGAAUUUGAAGAAUCUGAAAGAGAUAGAGCUGAAUAAUAAUGGUUUGAUAGAAUUGCCUGAUCUAUUUCAUGAUUCCAUAUCGCUUGAGAUCAUCGAUUUGUCUUUCAAUAAUCUUGAGUCUCUUCCUGAAUAUCUUUUUACGAAUUUGAUGAAUUUAACGAAAUUAAUAAUUAGUAAUAACAAAUUAACAUCAUUGCCUGAUAGAAUCUUCUUACAAUUGAAGAAAUUGAUUAUGUUAGAUUUGUCUCACAAUAAUCUUACUUCAAUAUCUCGACAUCUUUUUAGUGGUUUAAUAUCACUUCAAAAUUUAAAUAUGGAAAAAAAUCAAUUAAAGAUUAUAGAAGAAACAAGUUUUAAUUUCUUAACCAAGCUACGCAUUGCAAAAUUUUCUAACAAUCAACUUACAUUCAAUACUUCGAUAAAUAGCUAUAUUGAUGAAUAUGGAAGGAGAUCACCUUUUCAAAGUUGUUCAUCUUUAGAAGAAUUGUAUUUGGACAAAAAUAAUAUUUCGGACAUAUUUGGUGAUUGGCUUGUAACUCAUGUAAAGCUGAAGAAAUUAAAUCUCCAGUUUAAUCAAAUACAAGAAAUAUCAAUCCGAGAUUUACAAUUUAUAUCAAAUUCAAUUGAAGUGAAUCUCACAAAUAAUAACAUAAAACAUAUAAAUUUGAGUGAAGCUAAAGAAAUUGCAGGAUUUCAACAAGAUUCUCGGAAUGUAAUGAUAUAUAUUGAGAAUAAUCCUAUCGAAUGUGACUGUGAUAUAUUUGAUUUUCUUCUUUAUUUGGAAGGAAAAUUGGAUCCUAACGUUUAUAGAUAUUUUCACAUCGUGCCAGGAUGCUUGACAUGUCAAAAUUCACAAAUGUUUAAAGGCAAAGAAAUAGUAAAAUUAGAAUCAAAGAAAUUUAUCUGUCAAAUAUCUAAUCCUUGUCCUAAUGAGUGCACAUGUUAUUCACAACAAAGUAAUAAAGAAUUCACAAUAAAUUGUUCGCAAAAAAAUCUUAUAAGCGUGCCACGAAAUAUCGAAACAUUACUAAAUUAUAAACUUGUGAUAGAUCUCACGAAUAAUAAAUUAAGCGAAAUGCCAUCUUUGACAGAAAUUGGUUUAGAUAAUGUACAGAUAUCCAAGUUGCUAUUAUCAAACAAUAAUAUUCAUGAGAUAUCUGUGGAUGGAUUACAAUCGAACAUAGAGUUGGAGUUACACAACAAUAAUAUCAGUAAAUUAGAACCAAAUGUUUUACAAUUCCUAAACAAUAGUUCAUCGUUAACAUUGCAUGGAAAUCCAUGGAUAUGCGAUUGUGAUACGAAAGAUUUACUUAGCUUUAUACAAACUAAGAUUUCAGACAUUCGUAAUUCUUCUCUAAUUACUUGCAAAAAUAUGAAUAUUUCGAUGAUAAAAAUGACAGUAGCAGAUUUCUGUCCUACUUAUACUGCGUUAAUCAUAUCAUUAAGUUUUUCUUUAGCUGUCUCAGGUAUGAUAAUUGGUCUGCUAGCAGCAAUUUAUUAUAGAUAUCAACGAGAAAUUAAAGUUUGGCUGUAUGCACAUCAAUUUUGCUUAUGGUUAAUAACAGAAGACGAAUUAGACAAAGAUAAAUUGUAUGAUGCAUUUAUAAGUUAUUCACAUAAAGAUGAAGAUUUUGUUGUAAAUGAAUUAGUUCCAAAGUUAGAAAAUGGACCUAAACCAUUCAAAUUGUGUCUGCAUUUUCGUGAUUGGCUAGCUGGAGAAUGGAUACCAACACAAAUCGCGCGUUCUGUUGAAGAAUCCAGGCGAACAAUAGUAGUUUUAUCACCCAAUUUUUUGGAAAGUGUUUGGGGACGAAUGGAAUUUAGAGUGGCGCAUUGUCAAGCACUCAGCGAACGCAGAUCAAAAGUUAUUUUAAUUUUAUAUGAUGAAAUUGGUCCCAUUAAUAAUUUAGAUCCAGAACUCAAGGCAUAUAUGAGCAUGAAUACAUAUGUAAAAUGGGGUGAUCCUUGGUUUUGGGACAAAUUACGAUAUGCGUUACCACAUGCUGAAUUUACAAAAAAUGUUAUAAGAAAAAAAAUUUUUCAAAAACACCAACCAUGUAUACAAAUUAAAGGCGAGAAGAAAGAGUUAAUUUAUCCAAUUGAUACUUCUGAAACACCCCCUGCAACAAGCACUCCACCGACAGAUACUCUUAAAAUAUUUAUAUGUGAUAAAAAGGAUAGUGAUAAUAAAGAGAAUUCUCAAAAUCUUUCUUCAUCAGAUUGCAACACCAAACUUAUUCUUUCAAAGGAAGAAUUAGUAAAACAUAAUUUGGUUAAUAAAGUACAAUGUACUACCGUAUGACAAGAUCAUCAUAAAUAUAUAUAAUAUACGAAACAUUUGAAGAAUGUUUUGUUUAAACAA
Apis laboriosa (Himalayan honeybee) is the source of this 3551-nucleotide messenger RNA. It is a transcript of the gene Tl, whose product is annotated as protein toll. The transcript is spliced from 6 exons. Gene Ontology annotation, cellular component: membrane. NCBI's taxonomy places the organism in Eukaryota, Metazoa, Arthropoda, Insecta, Hymenoptera, Apidae. Gene Ontology annotation, molecular function: transmembrane signaling receptor activity; protein binding. Bases 285 to 3491 code for a protein of 1068 amino acids. The record is from RefSeq and is a predicted model, not a curated record. Gene Ontology annotation, biological process: toll-like receptor signaling pathway; immune response.